GACAGAUAAGAACCACCACACAGCAGUAAGACGCCAUCUUAUUGGAUGUGUAUUCCCGCCACUGUGACGCGUCCUGUUCUCUGUUAGCAGGGUAGAAAGUUAAUAAAUUAAAGGGUGAUGAAAACACAAUAGCUGAGGAAGAAUAUGUUUUAUUUUGUGAAUUUCCAUUUAUAUAAUGUACUGUAUGAAACUAUGUAUUGUCACAGAACUAAAAUGUUUUCUCUCCCUCUCCCUCUAAUCAUUCCUCACGGCUCUCUCCCACCUCUCACAUUUGGCUGAUAAUCGUGGGCUCAUCAACCAACAAAGAACUUGGAAAUAUGUCCAUGGACAACAGAAAGAGGCAAGCCGUUCCCUCCAACGCUAGUAAUGUUAACUGGUCCACCCUAUUUCCCGGGCAACCAGCCAGGGUUCUGAUUGUAGAGGCAUUGCCACCCUGGUGGUUGGAGACAUGUACAAUGCUCUGUGAUGCCCUGGAUAAUUUCCUGUCCCUGGCUUGUAACCUGGAUGGACCCUGUAGGAUACCACUGCUCAGCCUGUAUGCCAUCAGCAGGCAGCAGGAAUGUCUGCUGCCAUUUGUGCAGGUUCGUGGUAACCUGGCCAGGUUGCGUUCCUGUGUAGAGGAGCUGAGGUCUAUUCCAGGUGAAGGUUGCAUCAGAGGAGCAGCCAAAGGAGGCGAGCUGCUACGCCAGGCAGUGCUGGACAGUCUGCAACAGUUUAAACAGUACAUCAGACAUACCAGUAAUGGCACUGCUGCCAGCAACAACACAUUUUUGGAGGUGACUGUGGUGACCAGCCAACCAGGGCAGGGCAUUGUACGCCAUUUGGAGAUGGGACUCAAAGAUGCUGACCUGGUGUCACUGAAGCGGCUCCUGGUGGUACAGAUUGAUAGUGCAGCAGAAUGGAGCCAGGAAAACCCCUCACCAAAGGCAAAACACUCUGAGGCUGAAGACAGUCUGAUGUUGGGAACGGAGGUCGACCUGCAGCAGGUGGAAAACAGUGUGCUCUCAAUGGAGAUGGUGUUAAAGGCAUGGCUUCAAGAGCAGGGAGGAGACAGAGAGCAACUUCACCUCCUGCUGCCGGGUUUACUUGACAAUUCCAUUCCAGUCUGUGUUAAGUGUGACAUGCAGGAGCGUCUCAUAAGCCCUGCCCUAAUCUCCGUGAACCCCAAUCUGGGAGUAAAGACUGAGAGCAUCCAGGACUUCCUGCCUAUCACAGGGGGAACAGCUAAUCAGAGCCAAAAGCCUCAGAGACUCAAAGCAAUCAAGGCCUUGCGUGCAGAUGGAGUGUGUGCAGGUGUGUUGUAUGGCCUGCCGUUGGUGAUACACCCCACCACCUGUUGGCAGCUGGACUGGGAUGAAAUAGAGACCAACCACAACCUGUUCCACGCUCUUUGCCACACGCUCCAGAGUCGUGACAUGUUCCUGCUGCUGCAGGUGGAGCCCACGCAGAGGUCUACAGCUGGAGGUCCAGGUGUGUAUUCCCACUAUGUCCUCCAGCCAUCCCAGUCUCUCUCCCUCCUCCUGAAGCCUGUGGUCACCAGAGAGCUGCUGCUGCCUUGUUCACUGCCUGUAUCAGCUCAGGAACCAACACCUGAUGCUCUACAGGUUUUACAGGGUUGUGUCAGUCAGCUGGAUGAGGAGUUUAUUUUGAACCCUCUGUCUCUGAGGAGUAACUUGUACGAGCACCUCAAGUGUAGAGGUGUUCUCUCACAGUCAAGAUACCCAUACAGGCAGCAGCCAGCCGCUGCACACAGAGACCAGUCUCAACCACCAGAGGGCCCUAAAUCCACAGGCAGAAGACCUUCACGGCAGCCACAGAACCAGUGUCGCCAACUGGGAACAAACAGCAAGGUCAGGGCCACCAUGGCUCCUAUCCCUUCUUCCUCCUCCUCCCACUUCUCCUCUUCCUCCCUGGGACCUCCUCCUGCAAGGGCAUCUCGUCCCACUCUGGAGCUCCUCCUCAGCAGCAGCAGCAGCAGAAGCAGAAGCAGCAGGGCACCAGUACCUACUCAUCGGGAGAUGGACGACAACAAUGAUGACCCUGUGGUAAUAGAGUGAGAAUGCUUGUGUGGGUGGAGGAAAGUGGACAAAAGAGAGGCAUGGAACGAGAAAGGAAGUGUUGUGUAUCUUUCAUAUUUCAAAGGGCUUUCCAAUAAACUAAACUAGAUUUUGUAUGGCAGAUAAAACACAUGUAUCGUCAAACUGUCACAUAGUGUGAGUAAACACACACACACUUCGCUCUAAUACACCCUGGGUGGUUACAUCUUUUUUGAAGUGUUCAAUUCAUCUCUAUUUAUUUCUAACCACACGACCACUAUUAGCUAGAGCUGAAUUUAACUGCCGUGUGUGAGAAAGGAAAGUUACAGCUCACUGCAUCUGCUAAUCACUGAUGCAGCAAGUCUUCAAAAUGAAAAAAAAAAACAUAGAAAAGAUGAAAAACAAGAAGGGAAACAGCAGAACAAUUGAAAGUGUAAUAGUCAAAAAUAGAGGGAAGGAACAUAAAGUAAAACAAUGACAAAAGGGAACAAAAGGUGGGCGGUGUGGGAGAUCAUAGGGAUGAUAAAAGCACACAUCUACAUAAAAAUACACAACUCAGACAGACACCACUUACUGGAUUAUAAUUCAUGUAUGCUGAAGUGGCUAGCUGUAGCUAUAUUACUUGACUUUAGACAGUAUAGUGCUUUAGCUGUGUACCACAAAUUCCAUUUCCAUUCUACCCUUAAGCCCUCGUCUGAACACAGCUCCACUGUUUUAAUGAGACACAAAAUCAAGCAGCAGACAGAGGGGCCUCUCUGCUCGCCUUCACCCCCACAGCAAGUGCUCUCUCUGGGGGUUGAAAGUCAGUAUUAGGGGGGUGUGGAUGGAGGGAGACCAGAAACAAGGCGAAACUUUUAAAGUCUUACUGAAAUACUGAAAACGGGUAGUUUUCAAGUUCAAGCAGAGACAUGACUGAUCAAUUUCUUUAUGAUAUGACAUUCACACACAUUAAGUCAUACUUGAUUCAUACUCACAAACUCCUUUUGGUCAAUUAGACACAUCGAACUCAAGUAUUAAUAAUUUAUUUGUCAUCAAGGAGAUGUGCCAUCCACACACACACACACACACACACACACACACACACACACACACACACACACAAAGGACUAAUCAGUCUCCCGCCAUUCCACCCCCUUGUUGAACCUCGUAACAUCAGGGUCCACCGGCUUCAUGACGUUGUGACGUCAACGGACUUCCGCAUUCACAAUUUACAUCCACAACGAUCCUUUUGUCUCUCCAGAGAAUUUGACCGGACCUCAAAAACUACCCACUGACAUUUUAACAACUCCUCUCUUGCUCUUGCUGUUCUUUCCCUUUUUUUCCCCCUCUGUACUCACAAGCACAAGGAAGUUAAGUUUAUUUCAUAAAUGUGUUAAUUGAAGUACAGCCAUUUGUCCAUCUCUGAAAAGGUCAAAAGGCUGAAGCCAAAGUUCCUGUUUAACCCAAAGGACAUCAACCGAACUCCUCUUCAAAUGUCACAAAUGUUCAGGAUUCAUGGGGCAUGAAAACGGUCAACCCAAGUGUCCCCUUUGGUGUUUCCAAACUUGUUCAGAGUUGAAAAUUGUCUUGCUAAUUUUGGGAAUGUUUGACCCACAACAGUUAUCGGUCCAAAAGUUCUAUGUUCAUAUUUUUGUUUUUGUUAACCAAUGUGACAUCCUCUUCUCACUUUGUGGUUUCAUGACCAUUGGUUCUUGUUCAGCUUACAUGUUGCAUCUUUUAAAAUAUUGCAAAAGAAAAUGACAUUAAUUGACAUAUUUGUUCACUAUGCUCAUUUGUAUCAGUUGAUAUUUAAGCUGUUGUGUAAUUUCAUGAAUUUAUCUCAGUGUUUGUAUUUGUUGACCUUUUCUCUGAUUUGUUUAUCACACUGUGAGUUUAUAAAGUGUCCAAAAGUCA
Molecule: messenger RNA, 3929 nt
Organism: Notolabrus celidotus (New Zealand spotty)
Lineage: Eukaryota; Metazoa; Chordata; Actinopteri; Labriformes; Labridae
Gene: m1ap
Product: meiosis 1 associated protein
Exons: 13
Coding region: 318-2057 (579 amino acids)
Biological process (GO): meiosis I; male meiosis chromosome separation; spermatogenesis
Source: RefSeq, a predicted model, not a curated record